AUGUCAACUUCAAAUCCAAGACCACAAACCAUCACUUCUCAACUUAAUUCAAAUACUAAAUCAUCAAAUCAAAAGAAAAUGACUAGAAACAGAUUACCUACUCUUCAAGAAGUUCUAGCAAGACAAACUAGACCACCUGUUGAUCUUUAUUGUUUUUAUUUAUACUUACAAAGAGAAAGAGCAGAAGAUUCAUUAGAUUUUUGGUUAGAUGCACAACAACAUGAAAACUUAUGUAAAGCGUAUUUCAAGGAUUUAAGAAAAUCUCAAAUCUUAUUGAAAGAUGAAUGGCCUGCUUAUUAUGAUAAAGCUAAGAUGCGUGGUAGUGUUUAUAAUCAAAUUAAUGGGAUUUCUAGACAAAGUAAACAUUUAUCUGAACCUGUUAGAGAUCCAGUUUCAAAAGUUCGAAGAUCCGGUAGUGCUUCUCGUCUAUCCAACUCAAGAACUCCAAUUCCAGGACCACAACUAGCACCUCAUGUCUCACCAGCCGUUCGAGCUUUAUUCCCUCACGAUAAUCCAGAUGAAGAAAAAGACGCUCGAAGAAAAUCUGGAGGACUUUCUCGUCCAGGUACAUCUCAUCUCAAGAACCCAACCCAACCCGUCAUUCCUCGAUCUUCUGCAAUCACUCGUACAGAUCUAAUCGCUUCUGCAGAACGAAUUUAUUAUCGUUAUCUUUUAUCAGGAGCCGAAAAAGAAAUCUAUUUACCUUCUGCUCUAAGGAUCUUGGAUUUUCCUAUCAAUAGUAAUACCUUACCUCAUGCAGGUAGUGAAGAUUAUGAAUUCGAAUCGGAUUUUUUGGCUAAUAUACCCGAUUUAUUCGUUAGUCAAAAAGAAUAUAUCUAUAGAAGUGCUUUGGUUAGAUUAUCGGUCGGUUUACUUACCCUUUGGAUCGGACUUUCGAUUGCGUUUUCGAUGAUCUUCUUAGACGCUCAACCUAGAUCUAAACGAUUCUGGAUUUUGAUUCCUUUUAUGAUUGCUAUCCUGGGAAUUGUUUCACAUUUUUAUGAUUUAGAUCCGAUUUUGAUUUUGUUUAAUCGGUCGGAAACGACGCCUUUUAGAACACUUAGUGUUAAAGAGAAAUAUGUUCAAAAGAUUUUAAGAGGAAGAGCCAUUUGGGUGACGAUUUUGAGUGUUUUAGGUGUGGUGGUCUUGGGUUCGAUUUUCAUCAGUGUACCUGGUCAUCGUCUUUGA
Molecule: messenger RNA, 1188 nt
Organism: Melampsora larici-populina 98AG31
Lineage: Eukaryota; Fungi; Basidiomycota; Pucciniomycetes; Pucciniales; Melampsoraceae
Exons: 8
Coding region: 1-1188 (395 amino acids)
Biological process (GO): intracellular protein localization
Cellular component (GO): plasma membrane
Source: RefSeq, a predicted model, not a curated record